AUGGCCGCUCGAGUAGAUGAGGAAUAUGAUUAUUUGUUCAAGAUUGUUUUGAUUGGUGACUCAGGGGUUGGAAAAUCCAACUUGCUCUCUCGUUUCACACGCAAUGAAUUCAAUUUAGAAUCGAAGUCCACCAUCGGAGUUGAAUUUGCAACAAAAUCCAUUCAAGCUGAAGGAAAAACCAUCAAGGCCCAAAUUUGGGAUACUGCAGGUCAAGAACGUUACCGUGCCAUCACAUCAGCUUAUUAUAGAGGAGCCGUUGGUGCCUUGCUUGUGUAUGACAUCUCGAAACACGGAACUUUUGAGAAUGUUGAACGUUGGUUGAAAGAAUUGCGUGAUCAUGCGGAAGCAAACAUUGUAGUUAUGCUUGUGGGAAACAAAAGCGAUUUGCGUCAUCUCCGUGCAGUGGAGACGGAUGAGGCGAUGGCGUUCUCUGAACAGCACAAUCUUGCAUUCAUUGAAACCUCUGCUUUGGAUGCUAGCGGAGUAGACACUGCUUUCCAGAGAAUCCUGACCGAAAUUUACAGGUUGAUGUCCCGCCGGAAUGUUGCCGCGGAGGAAGCUGCAAAUCAACCUUCUUUGACUGCAGGAAAAACCAUUAGUUUGAGCCAAGACAGCAACCAGAAGAAGGGGUGCUGCGCGUCUGUUUAA
Molecule: messenger RNA, 648 nt
Organism: Cylindrotheca closterium
Lineage: Eukaryota; Bacillariophyta; Bacillariophyceae; Bacillariales; Bacillariaceae
Source: the annotation of a GenBank genome assembly